This is a messenger RNA of Teleopsis dalmanni, 4069 nucleotides long. RefSeq names its product multidrug resistance protein homolog 65-like. Bases 62 to 3961 code for a protein of 1299 amino acids. The record is from RefSeq and is a predicted model, not a curated record. Gene Ontology annotation, molecular function: ABC-type transporter activity; ATP binding; ATP hydrolysis activity. Gene Ontology annotation, biological process: transmembrane transport. The transcript is spliced from 12 exons. Lineage: Eukaryota; Metazoa; Arthropoda; Insecta; Diptera; Diopsidae. Gene Ontology annotation, cellular component: membrane.
UGACGUUCGAGACGGUUAUCAAUAACUCGAAAUAUAGAUUGAUAGAUAAACUUGAAAUAAUAUGGAUAUCGAAGAGUCAUCAGUCUCUAAAACGUCAGAUGAGGUGCCUUAUGCAGCUGGUCUGGAGCCCUCAAAACCUAUUAGUUUUUUUCAAUUAUUUCGAUACUCAACACCAUGGGAAAUAUUCUUUCUCUUCAUCGGUUUUGUAAUGUCAGCCAUUAAAGCACUUACACUACCUGCCGUUGUGAUUAUCUAUAGUGAAUUUACUGCCAUGUUGGUAGAUCGCUCUUUGAUGGUUGGUACCAGUUCAGAAACUUAUGCUUUACCCAUAUUUGGUGGUGGCAAAAUGCUUACAAAUGCAUCUGCAGAAGUGAAUAGUGAAGAAUUGUACAAAGAUUCCAUAUCUUACGGCAUACUUUUGACGUUGGCGUCAGUCGUUAUGCUGAUAUCGGGCAUAUUCUCCGUGGAUGUUUUUAACUUGAUAGCUUUACGCCAAGUGACUCGCAUGCGGAAAAGCCUUUUUGAAUCUGUGAUGAGACAGGAUAUCGGUUGGCAUGAUUUGGCAACGAAGCAAAAUUUUGCACAAAACAUGACUGACGACGUAGAAAAGAUACGUGAUGGCAUAUCAGAGAAAGUGGGCCACUUUUUGUAUCUAAUCAUAGGCGUUGUGAUUACCGUAGCUAUAUCCUUUGCUUACGGCUGGAAACUGACGUUAGCUGUUAGUGUCUAUAUACCAAUUGUUAUAGCCUUAAAUAUUUUUGUUGCAAAGUUUCAAAGUAAACUCACAACACGAGAGCAAGAAUCUUAUGGCGGGGCUGGCAACUUAGUUGAAGAAAUUCUUACAUCUAUUCGAACAGUAGUUUCGUUUGGUGGAGAGAAACGUGAAUCAGAACGUUAUGACAAUUUCCUUGUACCAGCACGAAAAGCAAGUCAACGUAAAGGUGCUUUCUCUGGUCUUACCGAAGGAGUACUAAAAAGUAUGUUAUUUCUGUCCUGCUCUGGUGCAUUUUGGUAUGGUGUUAAUUUGAUAUUGGAUGAUCGUGAUAACGUCGACAAGGAAUACACACCAGCCAUCUUAAUGAUUGCUUUCUUUGGUAUUAUUGUUGGUGCCGACAAUUUGGCACGAUCGGCACCUUUUCUGGAAGCUUUUGCUAUAGCACGUGGUUGUGCAUCUAAUAUAUUUAAAGUUAUUGAUGCCCCUUCAAAAAUCGAUCCAUUAUCAACAGAUGGAAAGCUUUUGAAUUAUGGCUUGCGCGGGGAUGUCGAAUUUCAAGAUGUAUUCUUUCGUUAUCCUUCACGUCUUGAUGUUAUAGUACAUCGCGGUUUGAAUAUUAAAAUUAAAUCAGGCCAGACAGUUGCUUUAGUUGGACAUUCAGGCUGUGGCAAAUCAACUUGUGUGCAACUGUUGCAACGAUUUUAUGAUCCUGUCUUUGGAGCAGUACUGCUAGACGAUUUAGAUAUCAGAAAGUACAAUAUACAAUGGUUACGUUCGAAUAUAGCAGUUGUAGGUCAGGAGCCAGUACUUUUUCAAGGAUCUAUUGGAGAAAACAUUAGUUACGGCAGACCUGAAGCUACACAAAAGGAAAUCGAAGCUGCAGCAAAAUCUGCUGGUGUACAUGACUUCAUCAUUAAUUUACCUGAGAGUUAUCAAACUGUUAUAGGUGAACGUGGUUCUCAGCUAUCUGGAGGACAGAAACAACGCAUAGCAAUUGCGCGAGCACUUAUACAAAAUCCUAAAAUUCUUUUACUGGAUGAAGCAACCUCCGCCUUAGACUACCAGUCGGAAAAGUUAGUACAAGAAGCAUUAGACUUAGCAAGCAAGGGGCGUACUACUAUUGUAGUAUCGCAUAGACUUUCUGCUGUGCGUAGUGCAGAUAAAAUUGUGUUUUUACAUGAUGGUAAAGUGGCUGAAGAAGGCUCCCACGAUGACCUAAUGAAACUGGAGGGCAUGUACUACAAUAUGGUUAAAGCUGGUGACAUGAAAAUACCGGAACCAGAGGAACCCAAAGACGUUGACAUUGAUGAUGAAAAAAGGAAGAGCCUUGCACUCUACGAAAAGUCCUUUGAAACCAACCCAGUCAAUUUUGAACAAAAACAAAAAAAUAGUGUACAAUUUGAGGAACCCAAUUUCGUGCUACCUAAGAAUAUGAAAGCAUUGACAGAACAAAAAGAAAAAGAACCUGAACCUAAUUUUUUUGUGACAUUCGCUCGCAUUCUUAAAAUAGCACGACCGGAAUGGUGUUUCUUGGUUUUGGGUGCAAUAUGUGCUAUUGGAUUUGGCUUCACUUAUCCAGCUUUUGCUAUUGUUUUUGGUGAAUUCUAUUCUGCACUGGCGGAGCCUGAAAAACAAGACGCUUUGGAUCGCACCGCUGUUCUUUCUUUGUGUUGUCUUGGCCUUGGCAUACUAACAGGCGUAGCUUCGUUUCUACAGACGUAUCUGUUCAACUAUGCAGGCGUUUGGUUGACUACCAGAAUACGUUCUAUGUCAUUUAAGUCAAUUAUGAUACAAGAGAUCGGUUGGUUUGAUGAAGAAAAGAACUCAGUUGGUGCAUUGUCAGCACGAUUGUCUGGUGAUGCAGCUGGUGUACAAGGUGCUAUUGGAUACCCAUUAAGUGGCUUAUUACAAGCAUGUUCAAACUUUAUUGUUGGUAUAUCAAUUUCAUUUUACUACUCAUGGAAAUUGGCUCUAUUAUGUUUGAGUACAUGUCCGAUUAUUGUGGGUUCCGUUAUCUUUGAAGUGAAAUUUAUGACAAACUGUAUGGUGCGUGAAAAAACUGUACUGGAAGAAGCUUGUCGUAUUGCUACAGAAGCUAUUGCUAAUGUCCGCACUAUUGCCGGCUUACGCAGAGAGCAGCCAGUGAUAGACAAAUAUAAUGAAGAGGUGCAUAAAGUGGAGGGUCUUAUACGACAAAAACUCAAAUACCGUGGUAUUAUCAAUGCAACUGGACAAGCAUUCCUAUUCUUCGCUUACGCAGUCGCACUAUGUUAUGGUGGUGUAUUGGUUUCAGAAGGAAAACUACCUUUCCAGGAUAUUAUUAAAGUAUCAGAAACACUCUUAUAUGGUUCAAUGAUGUUAGCACAAUCUUUGGCAUUUGCACCUGCUUUCACAGCAGCUCUAGUAGCCGGACAUCGUAUAUUCCUACUCAUAGAUCGCAAGCCAAAAAUAAGAUCUCCUGAAACCCUUCCUAAAAACACGCUUGCCAAGCAAUUAAAUCUCUUCGAAGGUGUACGUUAUCGAGAUGUAGAAUUCCGUUAUCCAACUCGUCAAGAUGUAAAAAUACUGAAUGGCAUCAAUCUAGAAGUUAUACAAGGACAAACUGUGGCUUUGGUUGGACAUUCCGGUUGCGGCAAAUCGACCUGUAUACAGUUACUACAGCGUUACUAUGAUCCCGAUGCUGGUUCUAUUCAUAUUAACUACGAUGAAAUCCAAGCAGAUUUAACUCUAGAAAACUUACGCAGUAAACUGGGCAUAGUAUCUCAAGAACCUUCACUCUUCGAACGCACUAUAGCCGAGAAUAUAGCUUAUGGUGAUAACACACGUGAUAUACCAAUGGCAGAUAUAAUUGCUGCUGCAAAGUGUGCGAAUGCACAUUCAUUUAUUAUUUCACUACCGAAUGGUUACGAUACCAAAAUGGGUGCACGUGGUACACAACUUUCUGGUGGACAAAAACAACGUAUUGCCAUUGCACGUGCUUUAGUUCGUAAUCCGAAAGUACUACUUCUCGAUGAAGCCACAUCUGCACUAGAUUUACAGAGUGAACAAAUUGUCCAACAAGCCUUAGAUGCUGCUUGUUCUGGACGUACUUGUAUUGUGAUUGCUCAUCGUCUCUCUACUGUACAAAAUGCGGAUCUUAUUUGCGUAUUGCACAAUGGACGAGUUGCCGAACAAGGCAACCAUCAUCAACUACUGGCCAAAGAUGGUAUUUACGCCAAAUUGCACAAGACUCAGAAGGAUCAUUAGACAUCAAAUUAGUCCUAAACUUUAUCUCAAUAGAAAGUAUCAUUUAGUUUUAAACAUUUCUAAGCUGAGACAAUACUUCAAUUUAGUACAUUGAUAUUAUUUUUAUUA